Molecule: messenger RNA, 340 nt
Organism: Staurois parvus
Lineage: Eukaryota; Metazoa; Chordata; Amphibia; Anura; Ranidae
Source: the annotation of a GenBank genome assembly
UCAUGCUGCUGCCAGGUCCACAGUCUCUCAUGGGUCCCUGUACGGCCUCCCAUUGCUGCUGUCUCCAUCGCCACACUCUGCCAUGUGCCACUUUCAGGUCUCCUCACACACUGCUGGGUUCCAUUUUGUCAUAGGGUGCUGGCAGAUUACGGGCCUCCCAUUGCUGCUGCCAGGCCUUAAUCUGCCAUGGGCCCCUGUACCGCCUCCUCAUGCUGCUGCCAGGUCCACAGUGUCUCAUGGGUCCCUGAACCGCCUCCCAUUGCUGCUGUCUCCAUCGCCACACUCUGCCAUGUGCCACUUUCAGGUCUCCUCACACACUGCUGGUGUGUUCCAUUUUUUG